This is a messenger RNA of Limanda limanda (common dab), 1972 nucleotides long. Its product is annotated as leukocyte surface antigen CD53-like. NCBI's taxonomy places the organism in Eukaryota, Metazoa, Chordata, Actinopteri, Pleuronectiformes, Pleuronectidae. The transcript is spliced from 8 exons. Bases 120 to 818 code for a protein of 232 amino acids. The record is from RefSeq and is a predicted model, not a curated record. Gene Ontology annotation, cellular component: membrane.
UUGGGAAUGGUGGGGACAGCACCAAUAUACUGCGCACAGCAUCUGUCACUGAAGUAUUGCAAGAUCCGGUGUGGUUAAGAUUCCAAAUCUCCUCUGACAGUGGAGGAUCAUCAGGGAAGAUGAAUCGCUCCUGUGUAAACUGCCUGAAAACUCUGUUGGUCACUCUCCACUUUCUCUGCUGGCUGUGCGGUGCCUUCGUGGUGGCUUUCGGAGAAUACCAGAUGAUGAACUCCAGGUUCGCCUCCCUUAUCACCACCUUCUGGCCCAUCUACCCCGCCAACACUCUGGUGGUCACUGGCACCAUCGUUACCUGUGUGUGUUAUUUAGGCGUGCUGGGAGGCAUGAAGGAGAACCGCUGCAUGCUCAUCAGUUUUUUCUUCCUGCUGUUUCUUCUGCUGCUGGUGGAGCUGGCCAUGGCCUGUGUGUUCUUCGUCUAUAGCAGAGAGAUUGACUCAUACUUUGAGAAAGACCUGAUGCAAAGCCUGGAGAUCUACAGAGAGUCCAGUCCAGAGGCAAACAUGACCAUUAAAGAGGAUUUUGACGCUUUGCAGGACCUGUUUAGUUGCUGUGGAGUUCAUGGUGUGUCUGACUGGAAGGGGAAUAUCCCAUCCUCGUGUUGUGUCAAGGACCCCUGCAGCAGCCCCAUCCAAACCAACUGGCAAGAGGGUUGUCUCCACAAAUUGAAGGACUGGUUUGCAAGAACCUAUCUGAACACAGCCGCUGGUGUUGUCACUUUGUUUAUCAUACAGUUUAUCUGUCUGUGUAUCACCAUCCCUGUCUUUUGCCGCUUCAGUCGACAUGGACUGGGUUACGAGUAAAAAAAGGGAUUCAAUAAAUGAUAUCUGCAAUGUACAGUGACUUUCUGCAUGUUAACAUGUUGCCUUUCCCUAUAUAAACUUGACUAUAAACUUGUAUAAAACUAAAGUUAGCCAGCAGAAGAAACUGCUAUCUUUUCGACCCAAAAUAAAUCAAGAGGCUGGCUGCUAAUUAUUACUUUUAAUUAUGGCAUAUGAGGUGACAGACCAUCAAAUGUGAUGGGGAUAACGUUGACACCUCCUCUCCCUGGUAUAUUGGACUUAAAUAAAAUGUUGAACAAACUAGAGGUAGAGAAAGUCCCCCCCAAAAAACCUUGAUCAUUAUUUUACCCUUAAUUAUUUGUAGGGUUUCUAACAUUUUCUCCUACGUGCUAACCUUUUUAUUUUUUAUUUUGACUCCUGCCUCAAAUAUGCUAAAACACGCAAAAUAGAUUCGCCUGUUUUUUUAUGUUUAUUAUUUUCACUGUUUGGGGACCAUUUUGUGUGAGUGCAAGCCUCUCUCAACUAUCAUCGAUUCGUUAUCAAAUAUUUAUUUAUUAUUUAUUAAACAAAAUAUUUAGGUUAUUUUCUGGAAAGGUUUAGACGCAACUCACUGCUCCUGGGUCUGGGGGAGACUGUAAAUGUAAUAAUCAAUUAUCUAACCUUUUUCCGGUCGCUUUCCAGUGUUGACCCAGCCCAGGAUGCAGUCUGCAGGCGUCCCUUUACCAGACCCACGUUGGGCACCAUAUGUUGAAGGGAGUUUUAAUGAAAAACACGUAUUCUGAAGGAUUUGUUUAUUAGAACGUGCUACAGCUUUUAUACUAUUUGAUAAUCAAUAACGCUGCAAGUUCUGACGUGUGCGAAUGAAUGCCACAUUUCCUGUAACUGCUCAUUAGUGUGUAUGUGAGGGACUUUCUCAUUGUCGAGCCUACUUUGUGUGCGUCCCUGUAUGUAUGUAUGUCUUUUGUGCAUAUAGGGUUACAACUGAGGAUUGGUAUUUCCUGUGCUACAGCCAAGUUUGAUCAAAAGAACAGUUAUAUAACUGGUCAUAGAACAGUGGUUAUUUAGAGGUGAAGUUACACAUAAUAACGUCAUUCGUUUUAGCAAUUGAAAAAUAAAUAAGUUAAACGUGAGUAUUUUUUGCCUCUGCACAAUAAACCACAAAUGCUGAUUCAGUC